AGAGGCAGUGUUCAACCUCGUCAAAGCAAAGCAACAGUGUUCGCAUUAUUUGCAUUUCACAGAAGAGAGAGAAACCCAUUUCUAGAGAGAGAGAGAGAGACAGGCAGACAUGUCUUCCUUUGAUGCCUUCGCGGAUGACUUGAACGUCAACUCCACUUCCACUCACCACCAAGACGACGAGGAGGAAAACUACUCCGGCUACGGCGGCUACUCCUCUUUCACCGGAGGAUUCACUCCAGACGGGGAUGUCGCCGUGGAUCAUGCUGCUGCAGCGUCGCCGGAGAUCUACGGAUUUACUGAUCCGAAUCCUGCUUACUCUCAGUCUCCCUUCGAAUCAGUCACUGUUGAGAACGGAAAUGAAAAUGGAAACGGCUACGGUGACGGUGUUUUUGUCUCCGAUGGCCCGGUGCUUCCGCCACCGGGUGAGUUGGAGCCGGAGGAAGGUUAUGCACUUCGGGAGUGGCGCCGUCAAAAUGCCAUUCUGCUAGAGGAGAAGGAGAAAAGGGAAAAAGAAAUGAGAUUGAAGAUUAUUGAGGAAGCUGAGGAGUAUAAAGUGGCUUUCUAUGAGAAAAGGAAGCUUAAUGUUGAGACUAACAAGGUUCAAAAUAGAGAAAGGGAGAAGUUAUUCUUGGCUAAUCAAGAGAAGUUUCACAAAGAGGCAGACAAAGCUUAUUGGAAAUCAAUUGCAGAGCUCAUUCCUCGUGAGGUUCCCAACAUUGAAAAGAAGAGAGGCAAAAAGGAUCAGGAGAAGAAGCCAUCGAUUACAGUCGUCCAAGGGCCAAAGCCUGGCAAACCCACGGAUCUUUCCCGGAUGCGGCAAAUACUCUUAAAGCUGAAGCAUACACCACCACCUCACAUGAUUCCUCCACCACCUGCUCCUGCUAAAGAUGCCAAAGAUGGUAAGGAUGGGAAAGAAAAAGCAUCUAAAGCAACUGGACCGGAAGCCGAAGGUGCACCUGGCUCACAACCAAAGGACGCCACCUCUAAUGGCUCUGCAGACGAACCCCAGAAAGAAGCUCCUGCCGCUGAGGAGCAGCCUGCUGCAUAAUUUUGCCUAUCAUACUUCUAUUCCCUCUCAAUCUUUCUUCUACCAUCUCUUUUUGCACCUGCAGUCUUCAGUCCUGCCAUUAGUUUCUAAUGCUUAUUGGUUGCAUUUUAUUACCAACUUUAAGUUUUUGCAUGAAUUAAAUCCAUAAUUGACUAUCGUGACGUGGAGAUUCAAUGUUCAUGGGUUUAAAUACAUCCUUUUAGACAGAGUGCUUGUUGGGAUUGCUGUCUAGUGGUGUCAAAUACAAACGUUUUAUAAGUUAAAAUUUCUGUUGGUAUGAGCCUGAUCCUUGUUUCAUUAUUUAUUUUAGUAUCCAUAAGCUGAUAAUCAUAGGCUUAUUUAGUAUCCUUAAGGGAAGGCACCCCCAUCCAGGAGUUGCCAAAUCACCAUUCCAAUCGUUUUGUCAAAUGUGAUUUAGCCCAAAUUGCUCGACCCAAUGUCGUUAAGAGAUUUGGGAGAACGUGUGAUAGAGUCUACAAAGCGAAGAUUUAGUUGCGUACGAUAUGGUGUUUGCAUUUUUUUUGUUUUUCGGAUGCAUACAUAUUUAAUAUGAAUCGGAACACAAAUUUUUUUUGGUUCCGUUGAUCUCGUGUGGUUUGAAUUUCUGUCGUGUUGGACAAUGAGUGACCUGUAUUGUAUUAGCCGUAUUAUUGUUAUCUCUAGAAUCACCGAUUUAAAAUAUGUAUGAGCUGAUAAACUUAUGAUAUCUUGUAGUUAUUUGUGGCUUGUGAUAGAUAAUUGAUAUUGAGGAAUGGAAGAGCAUACAAUUUUAUUAAUAUCAGUCUUAAGAUUGAUUUAAAAAUAUAAAACCAGUAACUUCUUAUUUAAAAUGUUAUUAUAUUUAUGAUUAAAAAAAUACUUAUC
Molecule: messenger RNA, 1912 nt
Organism: Abrus precatorius (Indian licorice)
Lineage: Eukaryota; Viridiplantae; Streptophyta; Magnoliopsida; Fabales; Fabaceae
Product: clathrin light chain 1-like
Exons: 3
Coding region: 110-1048 (312 amino acids)
Biological process (GO): clathrin-dependent endocytosis; intracellular protein transport; clathrin coat assembly
Cellular component (GO): clathrin coat of coated pit; clathrin coat of trans-Golgi network vesicle; plasma membrane
Molecular function (GO): structural molecule activity; clathrin heavy chain binding
Source: RefSeq, a predicted model, not a curated record